CUCCCCUUCUUUGGUGUUGCUUCAGUUACCUCAUCUCUCUCUCUCUUUCUCUCGAUUUCUGAUCUUUCUCUUACACUUCGAACAAUCAAUUCGAUGAAGCUUUCUUGAUUUGUUCCUCCGUUAAGGUGUAAGCAUUCUAAAUGCAGCAUCAAUGGGUGGGCUGUAUUGUUCUGCUGCAUUUUCAUGACAGUUCUUGAACUAUUUGCAAAAUCAUUUCUCAAUGGGAGGAGCUUGUUCGAGGAAGAGAGACCAACAGGUCAAUGAAGACAGUGUGCAAAGAGGGGUCCCUGGAAUAUAUUCCAAAAGUGGCAGUUCAAAAUGGAUGGGGACCUUGUUUCCUCGGUCUAGUGUAGAUAUUCAGCAGGGAAGAGGCAAAUGCCCAUCUCUUAUAGAACUAUGCAUUCAUAGAAUAUGUGAGGAUAUUGAUAAUUAUAGCACUUUCUCCAUACUACCAAGGGAUUUAAGUCAGCUGAUUUUUAAUGAAUUGGUGUAUUCCAAUCGUUUGACUGAUGUUUCUCUUGAAGCUUUUAGAGAUUGUGCUCUCCAGGAUAUUUCUUUGGGAGAAUACCCUGAAGCAAAAGAAUGUUGGAUGGAUGUAAUUUCUUCCCAGGGUUCAUCUUUGUUAUCAGUAGAUCUUUCUGGUUCUGAUGUAACAGAUUCUGGGUUGGCCCUUCUCAAAGAUUGUACAAACCUCCAAGCCUUGACUUUCAAUUAUUGUGACCAGAUUUCAGACCAUGGACUAGAACACAUUAGUGGUAUUUUCUUCUCUAUUUCAUUUUGUAUGUGGGGAUUUAUUCCAGUCCUACAAAAUCCUGCAUCGUAUUACUGUCGCGUUUCUGACUAUAGAAAGCUUUUUCUUAUAUGCCAACAAUCCAUGUUAAUAUUUAUAACUGAUUUUUUUUGAAUGAUUUUAUUUCUG
This is a messenger RNA of Macadamia integrifolia, 919 nucleotides long. RefSeq lists its product as uncharacterized. The record is from RefSeq and is a predicted model, not a curated record. Gene Ontology annotation, molecular function: protein binding. Bases 221 to 904 code for a protein of 227 amino acids. The transcript has 4 exons. NCBI's taxonomy places the organism in Eukaryota, Viridiplantae, Streptophyta, Magnoliopsida, Proteales, Proteaceae.